UGAGAUGUGCAUAUUUCUGAUCUCAGCUAACGGCCACCUGAUUGAGAGAUAGAGAUGUGGGAGAGAGACAUUGAGAUAAAGACACCGAGAGAGAUAGAGAGAGAGGUAGAGAGAAAUACAUUGAGAGGGAGAUCACGUUUGGAAAGAGAGAGGGGGAGUGCACAGUUUGUACAUUUACAUCUUUUUGGUGGUACAUUUUUUUCUCAAAAAGCAGGAAGCUGAGAAAAGCUCACGAACCGAGACAAGCAGGAAACAGACCUUCCGAAACGACGCGUCAUGGCAACGUAGUUCAGAGUCGAAACAAGAAGCCCGAAACUCAGAACAAAAAUCGAGAAGUAAAAAAAAAAAACAAGAACAAAAAACUAUAACAAAUACAUUAAAACACUCCUAAAAUCCUUCAAACGUAGGUGAAACAAGAAGGGGCGCAGAAGAAGCAGCUGGAUGACAAAGCAGACCUCCAGCGGGCCGACUACAGGGAUGAGACGAGGCCCGGUGCUCUCCCGGUUCAUCCUGCUCUGCACCGUCACAGGCCUGGCUUCCUGCGACGUUCAGGUGUCCUACAGGCGGGAGCGGGGAGUCCUGGAGGUGACCUGCUGCCUGCGAGGAGACCCCAACGCCACGCUGACCCAGGUCAACUGGGUUUUUAACCGUGGGCCGUCCAACCAGUCCAACCUGGGUGUGUUCCACCCGGACCAUGGCGCCCACGUCCCCCCGGAGUACGUAGACAGGGUGGGGGUCCAAGGCAGCGUGGCGGACCGCAGCUCCACCCUCCGCCUGCUGGGGGGCGCUGUAGAAGAGGAGGAGGGGGGGGUGUGUUGCGUCUUCAACGCCUUCCCAGUGGGGGUGUUGGAGGGCUGCGCGGACACGGUUGCUAUGGCUGCCGCUCAGGAGGGGGAUCUUUCUGAGGAAGCACAGAUCAGAGAAGUGGAGCGAUGGGCCCUGCUGAUUGGAGGAGCUCUGCUUUGUUUCCUGUCUAUCACCACGUCCAUUUACUUACUCUGCAAGAACUGCUAUAGACACUGCUGUAGAAGAAGGAAAGUGUUUGAGGUGCACACCUGUUUAAGUGACCUGCAUGCACAAUCUGAGGACAUCCUAGUGGAGUCUCCCGCUGGGUCCCAUCCCUGCCCUCCCCUCCCCCCAGCGCCACCCCAACCCCGAGGAUUUGACCCCUCCAAGCUCUACGCCAAGAUUAAGCUGGACCUUCUGUACGGCAGGCUGUGGAGGUCCUACCAGGGCACCUCCAGGGCCCGGACCAUGGACCCCCCAGGCCCCCCGGGCCCCCAGCAGCCCCCCAGCCCGCCACAGGCUCACCCAGAGCAGGUAUACUCUGUCCUCGCCCAGCCUCGACCCUUGACCCAGGAAGAGGUCACAGAACCGAGCCUGGAGGAGAGGUCAGACGUCACCUCAGAGCCCACGACCUCGGAACAGGCUCAGGGGUCGGAGGUCACGACAAGCAGCUCUGCGAAACACCCAGAGGAACAGCAUGCCUGUGACGAUGUCACAAUGACAUGAUUCCGGCACAUUCUUAACCCUUGUGCUGCCUUCGGGUCACAUGACCCAAAGGUUCAUAACGAACCAUCGUUGUGUUUACCCAAUUUUACCCAAUACAAAAACAAAUACAAAUAAUUUUCUUUUAACCAUCGCAAUGUGGGGGGUCUGAGACAGCCCAACAGUUAAAAGAAAAUGCUUCACUUUGUUUUUGUAUGCGGUAAAGUUGUCGCAAUACGACGGUGGGUCACAACGACUGAUGGGUCAGAAUGACCCGAAGAUCACACAAGGGUUAAAAGCGUUAACCAGUUCUGGUACACAAACGGCAUUAAUUGUCAGUGCUAGAGGAUGAUUUUGGAGGACGUAAUGAUUGUCUCCAGAGAGAAGUGUGUGGGAGUGUGGGUUUUGUGGUGGAUGAAGACAGAAGAAGUGGUCCUUUAACCUUGGUGUGUUUUUGUCAAUAUUAUUUUAAGCAGAAACCCAGUAGGGUAUUUGGCAUGCUCUGUUUUUAGCACUGUAAAUGUAAGCAAUGUAAAUAUUAACAGCUUAAACUACUUAGCAGCCCACGUGGUCUGUGUUUGCGUUUUGGUAUGUAAAUACAAAGUAUUAACAGUUAUUUUAUCUGUACAUCUAACAGUUCUACCUAUUUUGCACCAUGGAAGAUGUUUUAACAUUGUAUUUGAGACGUUUAAAAUGGAAUAUAAUGUAAUGUAGUUAUUCAAUAGUCAUUUCUGUAAAUAGGAAUGUUUUUAGUGAAAUAAACUUGAACGAACCAACAAA
This is a messenger RNA of Osmerus eperlanus (European smelt), 2268 nucleotides long. RefSeq names its product immunoglobulin domain-containing protein. Lineage: Eukaryota; Metazoa; Chordata; Actinopteri; Osmeriformes; Osmeridae. Gene Ontology annotation, cellular component: external side of plasma membrane. The transcript is spliced from 6 exons. Bases 442 to 1512 code for a protein of 356 amino acids. The record is from RefSeq and is a predicted model, not a curated record. Gene Ontology annotation, biological process: positive regulation of natural killer cell cytokine production; positive regulation of mast cell activation; positive regulation of immunoglobulin mediated immune response.